Molecule: messenger RNA, 1791 nt
Organism: Topomyia yanbarensis
Lineage: Eukaryota; Metazoa; Arthropoda; Insecta; Diptera; Culicidae
Exons: 1
Coding region: 1-1791 (596 amino acids)
Source: RefSeq, a predicted model, not a curated record
AUGUAUCGAAUGGUACAAGUCCAACCCAACGACUGUCAGUUACAACGCAUCUUCUGGAGAAACACUCCGAACGAGUUCAUUCGUGUUUUUGAGCUACAAACCGUUACUUAUGGGACAGCAUCUGCUCCCUAUCUCGUAACGAAGUGUUUGCGACGAUUGGCGGAACUUGAUGGAGAUAGGUUCCCGGAGGCGGCAAAGGUGUUGGCAGAAGAUUUUUAUGUCGACGACAUGAUGUCUGGCGUUGACAGCAUCGAUGAAGGUGUUCAACUGUGUACUGAUAUUCAAACGCUUCUCAGCGGAGGUGGAUCCACGCUUCGAAAGUGGAGCUCAAACUGUGCUGCCGACGACUGUAAAGAUGAUCGUACAUCAUUCGAGUUAGACGACUCCAGUGCUACAAUAAAGACACUAGGACUUGUAUGGGAGCCUAGGGUAGACAGCUUCAAAUUCAAGGUUCCUACCUGGAAUCACUCUGAAAUUUGUAAACGAACUGUUCUAUCAGAUUUGGCCCGACUAUUCGACCCGCUUUUACUAGUCAGCCCAGUAGUCACCACAGCAAAAAUAUUCGUCCAAUCCCUCUGGAGACAGAAGGCAUCUUGGGACGAUGCUCUUGCUGAAGACUUGCAAAAGCAAUGGAGCAACUUUCGGAGAAGUCUGGAUAGCUUAGUGAAUCUGCAAGUUCCACGUUGGGUCGCUUUCAGCAAGGAUUGUCUGUCAUUGCAAUUGCACGGGUUUUGUGAUGCAUCUAUUAAGGCCUACGGAGCAUGUAUUUACCUGUGCUGCAAGCAUUUUGACGAAAGUGUCACGUCCCACUUGCUAGUGGCAAAAUCAAGGGUUGCACCGCUUGAAGACUUAAAGAAAUGGAAAAGGAAACAGUCGAUUCCGCGAUUAGAACUGUCGUCCGCACUAUUACUCGCUCAUCUUUAUGAAAAGGUGGUUACCAGUCUGAAAAUAACUGCUCGACCAUACUGCUGGACCGACUCUAUGAUAGUCCGAUAUUGGUUGUCAUCGAGUCCAUCACGGUGGCAGCAAUUCAUUGCGAACAGAGUAUCGGAAAUACAACAUGCUACUAGAGGUGGCGUGUGGAGUCAUGUACCAGGCACAGAAAACCCAGCAGAUGUACUAUCUCGUGGCAUUACUGCAGAUCAGCUGAACGAAGAUCCCCUAUGGUGGAAUGGAGCACCGUGGAUGCGAGGAAACGAAGACAGUUGGCCAGAAAAUGUUCACCUAACCGUGGCAGGUGUCGACCCAACUGUGCUGGAAGAAAAUUCGGCUGUGUCCGUGGUAGUCAAUAUGUCUCCGCCGAACGAAAUCUUCAGCCUCAGAUCAUCGCUGACAAGUCUAGUGAGAAUCACUGCAUGGCUUCUCAGAUGGAAGCACAACGCGCAACAGAGGACUCACAACAAUCGAAGGUCUGGGAUUCUAACCUAUGCAGAACGAGAAUCAGCUCUACUUCAUCUUGUGAGACUCGCUCAACGAGAGUGUUUCGAACAGGAACUACUGGAUUUGCAACGAAAGGGCCAAGUCAAAUCGACGUCUCGCAUUAACACUUUUCAUCCGAUAAUGCUGGAUGGUAUAGUUCGCAGAAAGCAUCCGAUAGUGUUGGAUAAAAAUCAUCCGUUCACGUCACUAGUAAUGCUUCAUUAUCACUACAAAUUGUUACAUGCCGGUCAGCAACUGCUCAUUGGCAGCGUUCGUGACCGAUUUUGGCCGGCAGACAAUACACCGUUGUGUAACCUGCUUUCGCAACAAACCGACGGUUCACGAACAACUGAUGGCAGACCUGCCUUUUGA